Durusdinium trenchii is the source of this 933-nucleotide messenger RNA. The record is from the annotation of a GenBank genome assembly. Lineage: Eukaryota; Dinophyceae; Suessiales; Symbiodiniaceae.
AUGAAUCUGGUGGCCGAAGUGAGGGAAGAGAAGCAAGAGCUCCCUGCUCAACCUCCUGCAGAGAAGGGGAGGAAAGAGGAGAAGAAGAAGAAAAAGGAGAAAGAUCGAGGGAGGAGCAAAGAGAAAGACCGGAGUCGGAAGAGGAAGAGGAGAAAGAGAAGAAAGAGGAUCUCCUUGAGAGGGGAGGCCAAGAAGGAGUUGCAGGCAGUGUUUGGGGAAACAGGGAUCGACCCAGACCCGAGGUUCCGGCGAAGGUUCACUGCCAAGGCCGCCAAGAGAGUCAAGAAGAGAUGGAAGGACACCUCAUCAAGCAGCAGUUCCGGAACGAAGAGCGAGGCCAGCAGCGAAAAGAGCGUGGAGCUUUUUGCAGAGGAGCAGAAGAUCCGCCGCAUGGGACGGGCAGCGCCAGGAGCUUUGACAUGUGCAGCCUUCCGCGACAUCCAACAUUCAUUGCUCACGGGCACAGGAGGAGUAUGGAACCCCGAAGAAGGGGUGAUACCACCAAUAGCCUGCCAGUACUACCGGCAAUGCAUGCAACAGAGGCUGCAAGGAGGACAGGCACGAGAGGCAUUGACGAUAGCCUGGACCUUGGAUCUCCUGCUCCAAGGAAGAGUGUCGGAGGCAUGCGACACGCUAACCCAAAGGCUCAAGAGCCUAGAGAUGAGUGGGGCUGGCGCCGCAUGGACCAUCUCUCAGAAAGUGGAGCUAGUGCCACCAGAGAAACCAGUGCUCAGCUCCCGCCCGGAGAUGAGAGAGGCGAUCAGAGAGAAUCGCGAGGAGCAGAAGACACGAAGCGAGGCCGCCCGGCCAAAAGGGAAAGGCGAUUCCACCACUUCCUCGUGGCGAGAGGACGACCGAGGGAAAGGUCGAGAGGCGAAAGGAAAGGGCAAGAAGGGCAAAGAGAAGGGCGAUGGCAAGAGAGCGGAGAAGUAG